AGCACAACCAGACACAUAGCACGAACGCACCGAAUAUGAGUUCUGUGAAUCUUGGUCCAUGGGCUCGUCCCACUAGCAUGUUGAACCAAGCAAGCAGAUCCAUGCCCCCAACUCUCAAUUCCCAUCUUUGUGGUUUCAGAAUGGUUUCCAUUUCCUCAAUUACCCCUAAAGGAGGAGGAAGAAAAACAUUUUCUUCUUUCUCCAUCUCUUCAGUGCUCACUAAGGAAAACACUGUCAGAGGCAAUGAAGUUGAAGAGAAACCCAACUUCAAUUUCAAUGCCUACAUGCUUGACAAGGCCAACACAGUGAACCAAGCCUUGGACGCAGCUAUUGCGAUGAAGGAACCGGAGAAGAUCCACGAAGCCAUGCGAUACUCCCUCCUCGCCGGCGGCAAGAGGGUCCGGCCGGUGCUCUGCAUCGCCGCAUGCGAGCUCGUCGGCGGGCGAGAAGAAACGGCCAUCCCAGCAUCAUGCGCCGUCGAGAUGAUUCACACCAUGUCACUCAUUCACGACGAUUUGCCUUGUAUGGACAACGACGAUCUCCGGCGAGGAAAACCAACCAAUCACAAGGUUUUCGGCGAGGACGUCGCGGUCCUCGCCGGCGAUGCCCUGCUUUCGUUUGCGUUCGAGCACAUAGCCGUGUCAACAAAGGGUGUCUCGCCGGCGAGGGUGGUUCGCGCGAUUGGUGAGCUGGCGAAGUCGAUUGGUGCGGAAGGACUCGUUGCAGGGCAAGUUGUGGAUAUACAUUCAGAAGGGUUGUGUAAUGUGGGUUUGGAGAGACUCGAAUUCAUUCAUCUUCACAAAACGGCAGCGUUGCUUGAAGCUGCGGUUGUGUUGGGAGCCAUAAUGGGUGGUGGGUCUGAUGAUGAAAUUGAAAAGUUAAGGAAGUUCGCUAGGUACAUUGGUUUGCUGUUUCAGGUUGUGGAUGAUAUUCUUGAUGUUACAAAGUCAUCCGAGGAAUUGGGUAAGACAGCUGGGAAGGACUUGGUGGCUGAUAAGGUCACGUACCCUAAACUUUUGGGGAUACAAAAAUCUAAGGAGUUUGCUGAUAAAUUGAAUAAGGAUGCACAGGACCAGCUCGCUGGGUUCGAUCCGGUUAAGGCGGCUCCGUUAUUUGCUUUAACCAAUUACAUUGCUUAUAGGCAAAAUUAGACUCUUGUUUGUUUAGGAAAAUUGGGUUUCUGAAAAUAACGGAUACACUUAAACUCUUGAAUCUUGUACUGUGGAUUAAUUUAUCAAAUAAAAUGAUUAGCAAAGAGUAUAUUUUGGAGUUUGCAAGGCGUAUUCUCGUGUGAAUUUUGUAAUAGAAUAUACUCUUUGUUUAACAUUACAU
Molecule: messenger RNA, 1332 nt
Organism: Gastrolobium bilobum
Lineage: Eukaryota; Viridiplantae; Streptophyta; Magnoliopsida; Fabales; Fabaceae
Product: geranylgeranyl pyrophosphate synthase, chloroplastic-like
Exons: 1
Coding region: 36-1151 (371 amino acids)
Biological process (GO): isoprenoid biosynthetic process
Molecular function (GO): geranylgeranyl diphosphate synthase activity
Source: RefSeq, a predicted model, not a curated record